Molecule: messenger RNA, 2199 nt
Organism: Rhizoctonia solani
Lineage: Eukaryota; Fungi; Basidiomycota; Agaricomycetes; Cantharellales; Ceratobasidiaceae
Product: Helicase associated domain (HA2)
Exons: 9
Coding region: 1-2199 (732 amino acids)
Cellular component (GO): intracellular anatomical structure; catalytic step 2 spliceosome
Molecular function (GO): RNA binding
Source: RefSeq, a predicted model, not a curated record
AUGACGAAAGCGAACAAGCCUCCCGGGUUCGUCCCACAUAGCACAUUUAAACAAAGCCCACCCUAUCCGCACAAACAGUUCGCCCGGUCGAAUAGACGGGCUGCGUUAGAGAGACUGAGCCGCAGGCACAAUAUUAUUGAGUUUGGACGCGAGAGCGAUGACGAAAAAUUUGGAGCCACCGACAUAAUAGGGAAUAAUGGGACCAACUCUCAAAUUAAAGAAACUCAGGGCCGGCAAGCCUUGUUAGCUGAACGAAAGCGGCUCCCAAUAUGGACUGGACGAAGGGCGCUCGUACAAGCAGUAAAAGAAAACGAUACUCUGAUUGUUCUAGGAGAAACAGGAAGUGGGAAAACAACUCAGGUCCCUCAAUUUCUUCUGGGGUCAGGAAUAGCAGGCAAUGGGAUGAUUGCUGUGACUCAACCUAGAAAGGUAGCCGCUAUAUCCUUGGCGAAUCGUGUAUCCAUCGAACAUGGUACUCCGGUGGGCGAAACUGUUGGAUACGCAGUCCGAUUCGACGAAAAGGCUGGUCCAAACACUCGUAUCAAAUACCUUACAGAUGGAAUGCUCGUGAGGGAGCUCUUAUUGGAUCCCUCUCUCUCACGUUACAGCGUGAUUAUUGUGGACGAGGCUCAUGAGCGCACACUUCGCACAGAUAUGCUUCUAGGGAGUUUAAAACGCAUACAAUACGAUAGAAAUGUGGGAAUGGGUGGGGAGAAGGCGAAUAUCAAGGGCAAGGAGAAAGCCAUCUCGCGAGAUGUGAGCCCUCUCAAAAUCAUAGUAAUGAGUGCGACUCUGGAUGCCGAACGAUUUAGCCAAUUUUUCAAUAGAGCAAGAAUCGUUUACGUGAAAGGGCGCCAACACCCAGUAAAAUUGAUGUAUCUCAAGGAUAAUACCUCAGAUUACCUGGACUCAGCAUUGAGGACUCUCUUCCAGAUUCACAUCAACCAACCUCCUGGGGAUAUACUAGUCUUUUUAGCAGGGCAAGAAGAUAUCGAAACUCUUGAAAAGGCGAUUCAGGUUUAUUGUAAUAAACCUUUAACAAAGCCUAUCCUUGUUUAUCCAAUGUACGCUGCUUUGCCGUCUCACCAACAGUCAAGGAUAUUCCAACCUCCGCCGAAAGGGUCCCGGAAAGUAAUACUCUCAACGAAUAUCGCGGAAACAUCGAUCACUAUACCUGGCGUGAGGUAUGUUAUUGAUAGUGGCAUGUGCAAAGAGAAGGGCUACCAGAGCCGAAACGCUGGCACAGGGAUCGAAACCCUUACUCUGUGCCCAAUCAGCAAAUCAUCUGCUAUACAACGCGCUGGUCGUGCCGGUCGAGAGGUUGUAUACAGAAAAGCGUAUGGAUCCUUGGAUGAAACCUCACUCCCCGAAAUUCAGCGGUGUAAUCUUGCGUUCGCGGCGCUUCAACUCAAGUGUUUGCAACAAGAUCUCUCUACGACUGAUUUGAUCGACGCACCGCCAUCUGAUGCUAUCGCAACCUCCCUUAUCUCACUUUUUGGCCUUAAUGCGUUGGAUUCAACAGGACAUAUCACCCCUUUGGGACGAAAGCUGGCUGGGUUUCCAUUGGACCCACCCUUUGGGCGAGCUCUGAUCGCAUCCGAAGAGCUUGGCUGUUUGCUAGAUGUUAUUGAUAUCUUGUCUAUUCUGUCCGCAUCCUCAAAAGUUAUGUUGGACCCUCCAAGCGAACAACGCGAAAUUGCAUUAGAGGCACGGCAAAAAUUCAUGCACCGGAGCGGCGAUCAUCUAACCUUGCUCAAUAUUCUAAGGGCAUACCUCGAUGUAAGUCAGACCGAUGAUCGUGGCAGUACGCGAAAUUGGUGCAAUUCCAAUUGGUUUGGUGAAAAGGCCCUUCGUGAGGCCCUUUCUAUCCGCUCCCAGCUAAUAUCGACCUGUAAACAUAUGAAUAUGGAUGCCACACAGAAACCCGGAAACGCGAGUGACAGUAUUCUGAAAAGCCUACUGGCCGGUUUAUUCAUGAACACUGCAUUGCUUCAGCCUGACGGGGGCUACAAGCAAAUUGUGGGGCAACAGAUAGUAAAAAUACACCCAGCUUCUUCGUUAUCCGGAAGGAAGAUGACAGCGAUAGUAUUCGACGAACUUGUUUACACAUCUGCCACUUACGCUCGCGGCGUAUCUGCAAUACCCCGACAGUGGAUUAUGGAAGUGCCUUUCUUUGCUGCAAGGGGGGCAACCCAGUAG